AGGAGGAGGAGGAGGAGGAAGGGGAGCGGCGGCAGAAGCAGCCAGCCCCGGUUUAGCGUAUCCCUCUCGCCCAUGCCAGGUGCCCGUCCCCGGCUGCGCGGUGAUUGAGGAGCCAUGGGGCCUCUGCGGGAGAGCAAGGAGCAGAAGCUGCAGCUGGAGAAGGAAGUAUCCCGCAGCCGCAUCCCCCGCCUGGUCCUCCGGCCGCAGCAGAAGGUGUCCCCCGCUUCCGAGUCGCCUUUUUCGGAAGAGGAGAGCCGGGAAUUCAACCCGCCCAGUUCCUCCGGGGGCUCCGGCAGGACCGUCAGCAGCAAUAGCUUCUGCUCAGAUGACACUGGCUGUCCUAGUAGCCAGUCAGUAUCUCCAGUUAAGACUCCUUCUGAUGCUGGAAACAGUCCAAUCAUUUUUUGCACUGGUAGCGAUGGAGACUUCUCCAGGAAGAAAUUCAGUCCAGGGACAAUGAGUGAAGGGAACCCACAGCUGCCUCGGCAUAAGAAGGAGACAAAGACAAGCCUUGUAAAGCCCGGGAGUGAAGCUGAUUUUAGCUCUUCAAGCAGCACAGGCAGUAUUUCAGCUCCUGAAGUCCAUAUGUCUGCUGCUGGAAGCAAAAGAUCUUCUUUUUCCCGCAAUCGUGGCCCUUAUGGUCGGAAUAAUGGAUCCUUGUCCUACAAGUCUGGAACCAGCCCACCUGCUUCCCGGGAAAAGGACCCUUUGUCAACACUGUGCAAAAACCAGCUGAGUCCUGCUAGCAUCCAUCAGAGUUACAGGGCUUCUUCAGCCAGCAGCAGCAACUCAGGCUCAUACAAAGGGAGCGACAGCAGCCCAGUGAUGAGGCGAUCAGGGAGAUACAAUUCUUGUGGUGAAAAUCACAGCAUGAAGCCACAAAAUCCAGAGCAGUAUUUGACUCCUCUGCAGCAGAAAGAGGUGACAGUACGUCAUCUGAAAACAAAGCUGAAGGAAUCUGAGAGCAAACUUAAAGAAAGGGAGACAGAAAUACAAGAGCUAAAAGCUCAGCUGGGACGGAUGAGGGAAGACUGGAUUGAAGAGGAGUGUAACCGUGUGGAGGCAGAGCUGGCCUUAAAGGAAGCAAGAAGUGAAAUUAAACAGCUCAAGCAGGUUAUUGAAACCAUGAAAAACAGCUUGGCUGAGAAAGACAAAAAAAUUCAGAAAUACUUCAUAGACAUAAACGUUCAAAAUAAGAAACUGGAAUAUCUGCUGCAGAGCAUGGAGAUGAGGGAUGAGCAGUGCCUGGAGUACAUGUGUGACUCAGAGGGGAAGCCAUUAGCGUUGUGUGCCACGAUGCCAGACAGCCUCAUCACAGAGGACCAGGCUCUGGAGGAGGUGGCAGACAGUGGGCUGCUUCUUAAUGAGGACACAGCUAACGGCACUGAUUCAUCUGAAGAGGGUUUGACCACCACAACCUUUGAGUUGAGUGAUCCAGCUCCCUCCGGUUCUGCUGUGAAUAAAGAGAUGCUUGAAAAGGUUCUGGAGGAAAAACUAACUUCUUUCCAGGAGGAGGAGAACAGCAGCAACAUGAUGGUGGAACAGGCCGUCCAGACUGAUGUGGUGCCAUAUAGCCUGGAUGUGGAGCAGCUCAUCCAAAACAUCUUCAGGGCUCAAGAUACCUGUCCUCUAAGCCCACCUUCUUCACUGAAGGAAAUGGGUGAAUUUUCUUUUGGAAGCUUCAGUGAUUCCGGCAUGAUAGUGGACUUAACUCCAAGUGAUCCAAACUCUGCCAUCCUUUUGUCUCCUAUGGAGUCUCCAUGCAGGAAGGUGGAACACAGAGUUAAUGAAAACCGUUUCAUGAAAGAACUUGAUUUUGUAGAACCUCAUGAUGACGAAGCCUUUGGGUAUGUCAGUACUUUCUCUCAGACAGGAAUAAAGAGGAGAUACUGGAGCAGCAGUCUCCUCAGAGAUGUUCUGGCUGUAGCAGCCCCUGUUGUACCAACUCUGGUGUGGGCUUUCAGUACUCAGAGAGGAGGAACGGAUCCCAUUUACAACAUUGGAGCGUUGCUCCGUGGUUGCUGCCUGGUGGCUCUGCACUCUUUGCGCCGUACACCCUUCAAUAUCAAAACCUAAAGUCCACUCUGUCCCUGGGCACCAACUGGCUGAGGCACAGAGAAAGAAAGAUGAGAGAGAUCAUAUAAGUUAUUGUAUAUUCUGGCAGAGUCCAUAAUUUUGCUUUUGACUGUUUGAUUUGCACUAUCAAUCGGUUCGAAAACACGUUCCUUGUUUCAAAAUAAAAAAGCUGAGCCCUGUAGUUCCACGAGAUGUUUUUAACUGGUGUUUUUAGCAGUACUGCUGCCUACAGAAAUAGUCCUCCUGCUCCCAGGCACUGCGUCCCUCCCCUGCCCUCAUGUCCUUCUGGUGCCAGCGCCUCUGCACAGUGAAGGUGACCAGGGAAACCAAGCUCAGGUUCACCGGGCAAAAGCGCUUUGCAGGGGCUGAAGGGCAGCACAAGAUGCACGGGGGGACAAACGGCCAGAGGGAAGUAAAGUAUUUCUUUAGGCAGCACUAACCUGAAACAUUUGUGAAACUACAGUGUUAAGCGACAUGGAGACUCGUUCCCCCUAAGGGUAUCACAUCCUGCUCCAGAAAGCAUGCUAGCGCUUUCCAUUUGUUGUCCAAAGUGUCGAUUCAAUUUAGAGGUAAAACCCAUAUUCCCCCGGCAGCUUCCAGCACAUCGUUCGUGCCUGUCGCGUGUAGUGCUCUUCUCCAUCCUACAAUUGCUCGGGCAUUUCACUGGUCUUGUGCGUAUACGGGGACUGUAACCAAAAAUGUACGUUGUUGGGAGUCUUGAGCCGUGUUACGAUGAUAAGUAUAGGUGUGGAUACACUUGGAAUCUCAAUGUUGUUUGGAAGUCUUAAUGUAUUGGAACCCAAUAGUCUUUCGAGCCCUUUGAAAUACUAUGUAUAAAUGUAUUGUGUUUUAACUUAUUGUUUAUUUAAUUGCUCUAUUGUAAAUUACCUUUAUAAUCACAAGUUCAGUAAAGCAUGUUAGAUAUGUCAAA
Molecule: messenger RNA, 3007 nt
Organism: Calidris pugnax (ruff)
Lineage: Eukaryota; Metazoa; Chordata; Aves; Charadriiformes; Scolopacidae
Gene: SYBU
Product: syntabulin (syntaxin-interacting)
Exons: 7
Coding region: 115-2076 (653 amino acids)
Biological process (GO): axonal transport of mitochondrion; synapse maturation
Cellular component (GO): vesicle; cytoplasmic microtubule
Source: RefSeq, a predicted model, not a curated record